GAUAUAUACGCGUGCAAAUUUUGCCGUGGAGGUAGAGAGAGAGAGAGAGAGAGGAGCACUUUUUGAUUUCCCGUGAGAAGAAGUAGCUGUGGAGCCUCUGAAUUGCCUGGUCGUGGUUUGGUUUAUGUGAUUUCCGUCGCGAUAAGCGUCGGCGGCGGUGGGGAGCGGCCGCCGUGGAGUGUUGAUUGAAAAUGCUGAUGAUUUACGGAGAUUUGUUUGCUGUUGCUUCGUGAUCUGAUUUGCUACCUUCCGAUCUCGGCAAUUGCUAGAUGAUUGGAUCUGUGUUGUGUUGGAAGGGUUAAGUUUGCAGCAAGUUGUUGGAUCUGUUGCCGAUAGGAGGAAGGAAAUUGUUUUUGGAUUGUCAGUCAUUUGUCGGUACAAACUUAUGUUGAAUUGUAACUCAAAACUGUGAUAAUUGUUUGAAGAUAGGAGUUGGAGUGAUCCAUUGAGGAGAUGUCAUUCAAGAGCAUUAUUCGCGAUCUAAAGGAUAUGAAAAAUGGGUUUGGGAGCAUGUCCAGGAGGGAGUUUGAUGGUAUGCAUUGGCGAAGCAGGACAAAGACAUUUAUAGCUCCUGAUGUAGCUCCUUCCGAGCCAAUCGAGCAAGGGCAAUGGGCGAAUCUACCUCCUGAGUUGCUACUGGACAUCAUCCGGAGAGUGGAAGACAGUGAGGCUGCCUGGCCUGCAAGGAAAGCCGUUAUCUUCUGCGCAUCAGUUUGCAAAUCUUGGAGGACUAUUGCUAAGGAAAUUGUCAAAACUCCUGAAGAAUGUGGGAGGCUGACGUUUCCGAUUUCGUUAAAACAGCCGGGGCCCCGAGAUGCUCCGAUCCAGUGCUUUAUCAAGAGGGAUCGAACUAACUCUACCUAUCACCUCUAUUUCGGUUUAAUCCCAUCGGAGGACGAGAAUGAUAAAUUAUUGCUUGCGGCUAAAAAGAUCAGGAGAACCACAAGCAAGGACUUUGUGAUCUCCUUAGUUGCGAACGAUUUUUCUCGUUCCAGCAACACAUAUGUCGGAAAACUUAGGUCUAAUCUCCUGGGGACGAAAUUCACAAUCUGUGAUAGCCAACCACCAAAUGCCGCUGCUGUUCAGCACGCUAACAAGCAUAGUCGGAGAUUCAGCGCAAAGCAGAUAUCCCCAAAAAUACCGGCAUGCAACUACAAUGUCGCCACCAUUUCCUAUGAACUCGUUCUGCGCACAAGAGGCCCUCGAAGAAUGCAUUGCGUGAUGCAAUCGAUUCCCGUCUCUGCCAUUCAAGAAGGCGGCACUGCUCCCACCCCAACAGAAUUUCCGCAGCAUCUGGACAAGAAAUCUUCGAGCUCGAAAGGGAAGGAUCCGAUUAUAUCUUUCAGCUCCCCGAAUCUUUCAGCUGAACCAACACCGGGAGCCCAUGACGCCCUCUUUCUCAAAAACAAAGCCCCGAGAUGGCACGAGCAGUUGCAAUGCUGGUGUCUGAACUUCAAAGGCCGCGUGACAGUCGCAUCGGUUAAAAAUUUCCAGCUCGUUGCGGAUGUUGACCCUUCAGUCGACUUACCGGCUGAAGAGAAAGAUAAAGUGAUUCUGCAGUUUGGAAAGAUUGGAAAAGACAUAUUCACCAUGGAUUAUCGCUACCCGCUCUCGGCAUUUCAAGCCUUUGCGAUUUGCUUGAGCAGCUUCGACACCAAGCCCGUCUGCGAGUGAAUUCGGUAAAUAACUCCUGAUCUUUUAAGUUAUGUUGAUUAUCUUUCCGAAAGAUCAAACCGUAGUUAUGAAUCUUAGCUGGUUGUUCAGUCGUAGAAACGAUGCCGAGGUUCUAUAUCUCUUCUUAAUGUCUCUGAAACUUGCAUUCGAUCGAUCGACCGACCUCGGAACUGUUUAUAGAAUGAAAUACAUUCUGGUGAAUCUGCUAAUAUCAUCGUUUAUGACAUUCGUUUCUUUGUUGGA
This is a messenger RNA of Andrographis paniculata, 1917 nucleotides long. RefSeq names its product tubby-like F-box protein 5. Gene Ontology annotation, molecular function: protein binding. NCBI's taxonomy places the organism in Eukaryota, Viridiplantae, Streptophyta, Magnoliopsida, Lamiales, Acanthaceae. The record is from RefSeq and is a predicted model, not a curated record. The coding region runs from base 454 to 1674 and encodes 406 amino acids. The transcript is spliced from 5 exons.